This is a messenger RNA of Bacidia gigantensis, 747 nucleotides long. RefSeq lists its product as uncharacterized. NCBI's taxonomy places the organism in Eukaryota, Fungi, Ascomycota, Lecanoromycetes, Lecanorales, Ramalinaceae. The transcript has a single exon. The record is from RefSeq and is a predicted model, not a curated record. The coding region runs from base 1 to 747 and encodes 248 amino acids.
AUGGGUUGCUGCAGAAUCAACCCAUGUGCAAGUGGGUGUCCGUCUGGUGAGGUGCUGGCUGGUUUUCUUUCUUCAAAUCCAGGCGAAGCAGCAGACUUCUUGCCAUCCUCGUCAGCAACGACUGCCUCUCAUUCAGCAACCUCCUCAUCCGGUGCAAGUGCAGCUGGAACAUCGUCCUCGGGGAGCAUUCAAGAUACAUCCGCAGCGGCCGCCACAACCCGCGUCUCUCAAUCUAUCCAUCACACAAACACUGGCACUAUCGCCGGAAGUGCUAUCGGUGGAUUCGUCGCAGUGGCCAUCCUACUCACAGUAUUCGCCCUUCUAUUUCGUCGACGGGCUAUACGGUCUCGCCAGCAGGCAGCCCACUCCCGGGCGAGAGCACGUGCGGCGGGAAAAGAGAUCCCAGAUCAGGAUGUGAAGCAUGCGAGCGAGACCGCACCGCUCUCAAAAGACAUGGAGAAAAACGAAUACUCACAGGGUAAGCUUACUAGGACCUGUGUGGAAGACGAAAAAGCUGACCUCAUCAUUGAAGCCCAUGAACUCAUGUCUAUUCCUGCCGAUACAAAUGCGUCGGGUAGACCGUAUAGCGAGUUGGAUGGUGGAGGCCUGGUUCAGAGGACUCCGGGACCGUCACCUCAGCCUCCACCCGGGUUUUCUUCGCCACACGUCUCGUCGAUCUCUUCGGAUUCGCCGAGGCUACAUCAGAGUUGGGGUGGUCAUUCAUAUGGGCGGGAUAGUGUAAUGUGA